Molecule: messenger RNA, 814 nt
Organism: Asparagus officinalis (garden asparagus)
Lineage: Eukaryota; Viridiplantae; Streptophyta; Magnoliopsida; Asparagales; Asparagaceae
Product: 40S ribosomal protein S11-like
Exons: 5
Coding region: 101-583 (160 amino acids)
Biological process (GO): translation
Cellular component (GO): ribosome; cytosolic small ribosomal subunit
Molecular function (GO): structural constituent of ribosome
Source: RefSeq, a predicted model, not a curated record
UAUUAAUAACCACCAAAACCUAGGGUUUACAAAUCUCACGCCCUCAGUGUCCUCCUCCUCUCGCGCCGCUCUCCAAUCUCUCGCAGCAAAAACCCUAAAAAUGGCGGAGCAGACUGAGAAGGCGUUCUUGAAGCAGCCAAAGGUGUUCCUUUGCUCGAAGAAAUCAGGGAAGGGGAAAAGGCCUGGAAAGGGAGGGAACAGAUUCUGGGAAGAGCGUUGGGCUCGGAUUCAAGGUCGGCCAAGAGAAGCCAUCGAUGGAACAUACAUUGACAAGAAGUGCCCAUUUACCGGCGAUGUUUCUAUCAGGGGUCGUAUUCUAGCAGGAACAUGCCACAGUGCCAAGAUGAACAGGACUAUUAUUGUCAGAAGAAACUACCUUCACUUUGUGAAGAAGUAUCAGAGGUAUGAAAAGAGGCAUUCGAAUAUUCCUGCUCACAUCUCACCUUGCUUCCGUGUGAAGGAAGGAGACCAUGUGAUCAUUGGCCAGUGCAGGCCUUUGUCCAAGACUGUGAGGUUCAAUGUGUUGAGGGUCAUUCCAGCUGGAUCAACUGGUGGAGGAAAGAAGGCUUUCACUGCAAUCUAAGUAUCUCACCAACCUAUUUCCUUGAUGACUUGGCUUUACCCUGAGCUUUUUGUUUUUGGGAUUAUGUAGUUUGUUCGGCUAUUAGUUUUUGCUUAUGAGACCAUAUUUUGUAAGCUUUUUAUUUGUACUGGUUCGCCUUUGCUCGAAAUUUGUUCCAGAUAAUGAUAUUUUGGACAGUAAGUAAGUUUUUCUUUAGUUUAGUCUUGUGCCUUAAUUUUGAGAUUAUUGUGA